Messenger RNA from Symbiodinium sp. CCMP2592, 1170 nucleotides. The record is from the annotation of a GenBank genome assembly. Lineage: Eukaryota; Dinophyceae; Suessiales; Symbiodiniaceae.
AUGGAUCCACACGUCCGAUGCCACAGCCAGGCAGAAACCUUCACGAAAGACCAGCAAGCAGACCUCAAUGACGAGGAAAACAAGAUCACCCUGUACAGCGAAGGCCUCGAUCACCUGCUGCCGCUGAGCUUGACCAGAAGCCCUGAACUACCGACAGACUUUCCACCGCGCGACCACAAGCCUCUGCCCGCCAGUCUACCAGAACAUUUUGUCAACGACAGACUGCAGCACGUCAACCUUCACGAUCAAGACAAGCACCUGCUCUUCGACCACGCGACACACACCUACUUCUGGAAAGACACCCGAGUGAGGGAAUCGGUGACCCAACUGAUCCACAGGUACGCCGCAGAGUUCGACCCAGAGGAAACGCUCAAACGCAUGUCCGAAGGAGAUCACUGGCCUCGGCCCGGGUACCUCAAAAAAAACAUCGAGCCAGACAUCAUGGAAGCAAUCAACCGACUGCCCAGGGGCCCCCACAUCCUGGCCAUGUUUCAGGAAAACCACCGCAACGAAGAAGAGCUGUGCCAACAGAUACGGACGGCAGCGCAGCAAGCAAGCCCGCAGGAGGUCACCACACUGCGUAGCUUCGCGAUGUCGAGCAGCGAGAUAAAACAGAAGUGGGAAGCCGCCCGUGACAACGCGGCCCGAGAAGGAACCUGGAUGCACGCUCAAUUCGAGUGCCUGCUGAACGGAGGGUCCGUGCGAGAAAUGACCUCAGAGAUCGCCCUGCUCUUCCGAUUCCUAGGGAAACUGCACGAAGGCACGGCCUACAGAACCGAAUGGAAAGUCUACGCCGAGGACAUCGACGUAGCCGGUAGCAUCGACUUCGUCAUCCAGCAAGCCAGCGGCAGCCUAGUGCUCGUGGACUGGAAGCGAAGCAGCAGAAUAUCAAGCCGCGGAGAGCAUUUCAACCGCUUCAUGAAACCGCCCCUGGCACACCUGGGAGACAGCACCCUCUGCCACUACCACCUACAGCUCAACGUCUAUCGAUGGAUUCUCCAACACCAUUACCACAAAGUCAUCGCAGAAAUGUACAUCGUGGGGACGCAUCCCGACAACGGCCACGAACCUUGGAUACAGCAGGUCGGAGUCAUGGACAACGAAACCACGAAGCUCAUCGACGAAGCAGUCAAGGCACGGGACAAGCAAGACCACGUGAGACACCGUUGA